This is a messenger RNA of Acanthopagrus latus (yellowfin seabream), 2000 nucleotides long. RefSeq names its product phosphoglycerate dehydrogenase (gene phgdh). Gene Ontology annotation, molecular function: NAD binding; phosphoglycerate dehydrogenase activity. The coding region runs from base 142 to 1728 and encodes 528 amino acids. The record is from RefSeq and is a predicted model, not a curated record. The transcript has 12 exons. Gene Ontology annotation, biological process: L-serine biosynthetic process. Lineage: Eukaryota; Metazoa; Chordata; Actinopteri; Spariformes; Sparidae.
UGAUAACCAUUCAAAACCGAAGAGGGAAGGAGGGGGGGGGGGAAAAAAAGGAAAAAGCCUUCCCGUGUCCAUCACUUCACGGAGCCAGCAGCCAUUCAACACUAGUUGCCCACCAGAUACCAACUACUAGAGAGCUCAAAGAUGGCCCCUGUCUCCAUCAAGACCGUUUUAAUCAGUGAAAGUGUGGACCCUCGGUGCAAGACAAUUCUGGAGGAAAAUGGCAUCCGAGUCACGGAGAAACAGAACAUGAAGAAGGAUGAAUUAAUCGGAGAGAUAAAGAACUACGACGGCCUUGUGGUUCGUUCUGCAACAAAGGUAACGGCUGAUGUCAUCAAUGCUGCUGACAAUCUAAAAAUCAUUGGAAGAGCUGGGACUGGUGUGGACAAUGUAGAUGUUGAUGCUGCCACCAAAAAGGGCAUUAUUGUCAUGAACACUCCAAGCGGUAACACGAUCAGUGCUGCUGAGCUGACUUGUGCCUUGCUGAUGAGCCUCUCAAGAAACGUGCCUCAAGCUGCAAUGUCGAUGAAGCAAGGCAACUGGGAUCGCAAGAAGUUCAUGGGUGCAGAGCUGUAUGGAAAGGUACUCGGAAUAGUUGGACUUGGAAGAAUAGGAAAGGAAGUCGCCUCCAGAAUGCAGUCGUUUGGCAUGAGAACUAUCGGCUAUGAUCCAAUCACUCCACCUGAGGUGGCGGCCAGCUGGGGGGUGGAGCCGAUGUCUCUGGAGCAGCUUUGGCCCCAGUGUGACUAUAUCACUGUCCACACUCCUCUAAUGCCCUCUACUGUCGGUCUGCUCAAUGAUGCAUCAUUUGCAAAAUGCAAGAAAGGUGUAAAGGUUGUGAACUGUGCACGAGGGGGAAUCAUUGACGAGGAUGCUCUCCUCAGAGCUCUGGAGUCUGGACAGUGUGGAGGAGCAGGGCUCGACGUCUUUGUUGAGGAGCCUCCUAAAAACCGAUCAUUGAUUGAGCAUCCUAACGUGGUCAGCUGUCCUCACCUGGGAGCCAGCACGAAGGAGGCUCAGGCUCGUUGUGGUGAGGAUAUUGCUCUGCAGAUUGUGGACAUGGUGAAGGGCAACAAGCUGGUUGGAGCAGUAAACGCACAGGUUUUGGCGAGCACAUUCUCUCAGGAGUCCCACCAGCUGAUCAAACUCGGAGAAGCUGUCGGCUCUGUGUUGCAGUCAUGCACUACCUCCACGAGACCAGUCAGCCGUGUUCAAAUCACUACUCAAGGGGAUUGCAUGAAGUCCUCUGCUGCUUACAUGACCUCAUCAGUACUGGUUGGACUGCUGAAUCAUGAAUCCUGUUGUCCGAACCUGAUCAAUGUUCUGAGCCUAGCCAAGGAGUCUGGAAUCACGGUUAACCAGACCCACUGUGCGGCUGACAGGGCAGCCAGCGGAGUGUGCACGGUGGAGAUCGAGGCCAGUGGCUGCCGCUACAAAGCGAGUGGUUCAGUUCAGGGUGGAGUUCCGGUCCUGCUGGAGCUGAGUGACAGUGUGUUCAGACAGGCGGUGUCUCUCACUGGAAACCUGCUGUUCUUCAAGGCCUCUGCAAACCCUCAGCUCCUGUCUUCAGUGGCUGGACUGCUGACCUCAGAGGGAGUGGAGAUUGAGUCUUUCAGUGCUCCCGCCGACCGCUCUGGAGACCUGUGGUAUUGUGUGGGGUUGUCCUCUCCCCUGCGUGACCUCGGUGCCUUGAAGCCUUUGGUUAAGGAGGCAGCACAGCUCACCGUUUAAAGAACAGCAGCCAGCAGCUUAUCUAAAAGAUCCCAACAUUCUCCAAGAGUGUCUAACAUAAUCGAUCCGUCUCGGUCCUUAGUGUUUACAACUAACAACUUGUUUAGAAGUUGAACCCUGGCAGUUAUAAGCUUUUGAUAAUGAUAAAGCCUUUUGAUAACAUUCCAUUGUUUAGAUGCUUUACAUGCACUUUGUUGAAGUAAAACUGGAUGAGAUGUUUCAGUGUUGUAUGCUGCUUAAUUUGUAAAAUAAAGUACACUUACUAAAAACAC